Messenger RNA from Cucurbita maxima (winter squash), 2164 nucleotides. Its product is annotated as BTB/POZ domain-containing protein At3g50780-like. The record is from RefSeq and is a predicted model, not a curated record. The coding region runs from base 432 to 1991 and encodes 519 amino acids. NCBI's taxonomy places the organism in Eukaryota, Viridiplantae, Streptophyta, Magnoliopsida, Cucurbitales, Cucurbitaceae. Gene Ontology annotation, molecular function: protein binding. The transcript has 3 exons.
CAAUUCCCACCUCUUUCCUUUUCAUUUCUUUUUUCCUUUGUGGGUCUUCUCAUCUUUUCUUUAAUGCACAAAGUUCAAACCAUUUCUUCGCUAAUUAUUCCACUUACAAGCCUUUGUUCCUUGGUUCCCUCGAUGCUUAACACCGGACCUCCCUUUUCAAUCAUCAAUAAGAGGGUUUCUUCAAAAUGAAUUGGAGGCUGGGAAUGGUUUGAAUGCUUAUGAUUCUGAACAACAUUAUGAAUUGGGUACUAAAGUCUUAGUUCAGUUCAAAGCUUGGAAUCUUUGAUUCAGAAAGUAGGAGGCUGUAAGUUUCCAUUAUCUUGCUUUUCUCUGUUAUCUUCGAGUUACAUAUCUUUUUCUGGUGCACUGGAUGGUUUGUUCUUAAUGAUCCAUUUUCCCAUUGUUCAACAAGCUGCAAUUAAUCAAUAAGAAUGGCUGAAAUAAGGUUAGCUAGAUUAGAACAAGGCCAAACCAAGAUUAAAAAUGUGCCAAUUGCUGUAACCCCAGAAGGUUUUUGGUGCUGCCCUUCUCCUGUUGUUUUCCAAAAGACCCUAAACAAACCCAAACCUGCCUCCCUGCCCCCAAAGAUCUUGGUUGAGACGAAACCGACCCGGGUGGCUGAUAGAAAGCCACGGUCAGCUGCUGUUCGUGACGAUGACCGGAAAGGCAAUGCUGAUACUUCUGGCUAUGGUGCCUCAGAGGUUGUACACAGGGCAUCACGGCCUAAGGUUGAAAAGAUGCCUAGGAAAAUAGCAAUUGAGUUUGAUGAGGCAGGGACAAGUGAUAUUAAGGUUGUUUUAGUUGGGAAGCAAGGAUUUUCAGUGAAGUUGAGUGUUCAUAAACAUGUUUUGAUGGAACAUAGCACUUUUUUUGCCAUCAAGCUUUCUGAUAAUGAAGGUUCUUCUUUGGAAAUUGGUGAUUGUGAAGAUGUUGAAAUCUAUGUUGAAACUGUGGGAUUGAUGUACUGCAAAGAAAUGAAGCAAUGGCUGAUGAAGCAAAAUGUUUCUCGUGUUCUGCGAAUUCUUAAGGUUGCUGAAUGUCUCGGUUUCAAGUCAUGCAUGCAGUCGUGUCUAGAAUAUUUGGAAGCAGCCCCUUGGGUUGGCGACGAAGAAGAAGAGAAGGUUAUCACGUCCAUCCUACGACUUCAAAGUGAGGGCAUUGGGGUGAGCCCGGUAUUGAAGCGAGUGUCUGCGAAUGUGUCGAAGCCCCAUAACGAUACUCUUUCUCAUAUCAUCGAACUCGUUCUGAGAAGCAACGAGGAGAGAGGGCGACGUGAAAUGAAACUGGUAGUACUGAGGCUUCUUAGGGAGAACCAGAAUGUACCAAGCCAUGCAAGUUCAGCUGAUAUUUGCAAUGAAAUUAUAUACUCUUCUUGUAGAAGCUGCUUGACAUCGCUAUUGUUCCUGUUUCAGCAGGCUGCUGAAACAGAUUUUAGUGACAGGAAAGAACCAGUGGUGAAGCAAAUUACUCUAGAGGCCGAUAAUCUGUCAUGGUUGCUUGAAAUAUUAGCUGACAGGCAAGCGGCCGAUGAGUUUGCAGUCAUGUGGUCGAAGCAUCAGGAACUAGCAGCCCUCCAUGGGAAGUUGCCUAUCGUAUCUCGCUAUCGUGUUAGCUGCAUAACAGCUCGGUUAUUUGUUGGCAUUGGCAAAGGAGAGCUGUUACCAGCUAAGGAUACUCGUAAAUUGUUGUUACAUACAUGGUUAGAGCCAUUGAUCAAUGAUUAUAGCUGGUUGAGACACAGUUGUGGGUCGUUUGAUCGAAAGGUCGUGGAGGAAGGAAUUGGUCGAACAAUCCUCACUCUCCCACUCGAGGAUCAGCAGAGCAUUAUGCUGACAUGGUUGAGCAGUUUUCUGAAGGUUGGGGACAGUUGCCCGAAUCUCCAAAGAGCGUUCGAGGUUUGGUGGCGUCGGACCUUCGUUCGACCUUACAUUGAGACUCAAGGAAGCAUUCACCAGCAAGAUUGCUCAAUCAUACCCCAGUUUGAGCCUUGACAAUCACCAUACUUAUAAAACUGACAAUUGGUUGGGCAAUAUAGAUGCUGAGUUUAUUGCUUAUGGUUUAUGUUGAAUGAAUUUCGAGCUUCGUCGGGAUUUCGUCGAGAUCACCCUGUUGUAAGUUAAAGUUUGUACGUAGUAAUAUAAGCUUAUACUCUGAUUGCAUCUCA